This is a messenger RNA of Poecilia reticulata (guppy), 3261 nucleotides long. Its product is annotated as GTPase IMAP family member 8. The record is from RefSeq and is a predicted model, not a curated record. Gene Ontology annotation, molecular function: GTP binding. NCBI's taxonomy places the organism in Eukaryota, Metazoa, Chordata, Actinopteri, Cyprinodontiformes, Poeciliidae.
GCUGGGAGUGGUGAGAUGGUAAACUCAGCAGCAGAGUGCACCUUACCUGAGCUGGGAGCUUUCACUAGACUGCUGGGAAGCGACAAGCGCUGAAGCUAACUGGAUGGAAAUCUUCAUUUAUAGGAACGACUGAAGAGAGUGGAAACUGUGUGUGACUGCAGCUUUGUAGACAUCAAAUACACGAGCAUGAGUGAAUACUUGGGAGAAGGCUACAAUGGAUCCUCCGCCUCAGACCUACGUCUUCUUCUCUUGGGGAACAUCGGGUGCGGGAAGACGUCAUCGGGGGACACCAUCCUGGGCCAGCUGUCUCCCAUCUAUUCCAACUCCUCCAGGAGCUGCGCACAGCGGCAGGGCGUCACCGAGGGCAGGAGUGUGACCAUUGUGGAGGGGCCCAGAUGGUACUGGGUCAGAUCCAACAUGGAUGACGACGCCAAAAAAGAAACCGAACGGGCCAUGACCUUGGUAGCGCCGGGUCCACACGCCGUUCUGCUGCUGGUGCCCGUUUCCCAGUUCACUGAGAUGGAGGGUAGAGUUCCCGCAGAGCUGGAAAAGCUGUUUGGUACUGAAGUGAUGGAUCACACUCUGGUGUUACUGACAUGUGGAGACUAUUUGAUGGGGAAAUCAGCCGAGGAAUACCUGCAGGGAGAAAACCCAGGCCUGAGGCAGGUCAUCGAGCGCUGCGGAGGGAGGUACCACGUCUUUAACAACCGCCAGCGACAAGACAAACAGCAGGUUCAGGAACUACUGGAGAAGAUCGAUAACAUGGUCCAGAGAAGCGGGGUAUUUUACAUGAAAACAGCCCAGGAGCGAGAGCUGGAUAAACGGGUGCUGGAGCGAAAGCGAGAGCUGAUGGAAAGUUUUCGAGCUCAGAAGGAGGAGAAGAAAAAGUCUGUGGUGGUGAACAGCGUCCCAGACACAGACGUCUUUGGCAGAGGAGAGGAAGCUGUCAGCACCGUGGAGAGGAGAAGAGAAUACAACGAUGAAGUAGAAGGACGAGCAGCUGAGACUCAAGUUUCUAACGGGCUUUAUUCAUCUCCGGCACCUGAGCAGCCCUCAUGCUCAGAGCCACAAGAAGACACGCAGUUCACCAGGACACCCAGUUUCAGACUGAAUGCAGAUGGAGCCAUACUCUCACAGAUCUCUGAGGCUAAAUCAAAGCCUAAAUUGAUCUCCACUUUUCAUCACAGAAUCAACAGCUUUGAAGAGAAUUCCCCUGAGACAUUGCCUGUCUCUCCUCCUUGUUCGCCUGUUUUCUCCUCCUCCUCAUACUCCACACAAACCUUCGCCACCUCUCCUUUACCCAUAUCCCAGUCCUCGGCACCUCCUCCGUCUCCGCCUCCGUCUCUGCCGUCAUCCACCCCUGAGGUUCGUCUGGUCUUGCUCGGUCGAUCCGGGUCAGGGAAGAGCACAGCUGGCAACACCAUCCUGGGACAGGCAAUGUUUGAGUCCAAUUCGGACAGCUUCGCAGCAGUCACUCAGACGUGCGAGAAAAAGAAGGCAAUGGUUGACGGAAAAAGGGUGUCGGUGGUGGACACACCUGAUUGGUUCAACUCAGAGCAGACUCCAGAUGAAGUAAGAGCUCAGAUCUCCUCAUGCAUUGCUCUGUCCAGCCCCGGUCCUCACGCCUUCCUUUUGUGCGUCCCGCUGGACCAGCCGGCAAAGACAGAGCUGCAGGCCCUCUCGGCACUUGCGAAGGUUUUUGGCCCAGAGGCGGUGCAGAAGCACACCGUGGUCCUCUUUACAUAUGCAGAUCGACUGAGGGAAAGCGGCAAAGCAGGAGGCAAGAGCGUGGAGGAAUACAUCGCCAGCCAGAGGGGGGAUUUGGUAAAGCUGGUGGAAAAGUGCACAGACAGGUUUCACGUGAUGGAGAAGGGACAAGGUUUUAGGCAGAAAAAGAACGUGGCAGAGCUUUUGGAGAAGGUGGAUCAGACGGUGAAGGAAGCUGGAGGACAGUGUUAUUCCAGUCCUGCUUUUCAAGAGGCGGAGGACAGAGUGAGGCAGAGACAGCUGGAGAUAGCAAGGGAAAAAAAGGGCAUAAAGCAAGAGACGGCACUAAAAUCUGGGCAGCUCAGCACCAUGAGGCAGCCUCUGGCACAAAUAAAUGAGGAGAUGACAGAGGAUGAGAUUGGGAACACAAGGGAUGAGGCAGAGAUGAGUGUAAGCAACACAAACAUAGACAGCCUUCCGCCUUUUACUGCUUCCACCAUGUCACCCUCACUCCUCUGUUCUAUGAUGGAGAAAAUGGAGUCCAGUUCCAAAAUGAUAACCAAACUGUUGGGGAACAGCUCAGCGUUUUUAGGACAGGGAGCAAAACAGGUGAAGGGUAGUCCGGUGUGGGGAAAAGUUGGUAGUGGUGCCCAAAACGUCCAAAAGAUGGUGGUGGACAGUUCUAUGUGGGAAAAGAUGGGAGCUACUGCGGGUCAAAUAUCCAAAGCCGUGGGUGACAGGGUUCCCCAAAAGGUUGUGGAUGGUUCUGCGUGGGUGGGAUCUGGGGCAAAAGCUGUGACUGCAAGUCCAAUGUGGGGAAAAAUGGGUUCAGGGGCCAAACUGGUGGCCAAUAGCUCGAAGCAUGUCGGAGCUGGGCUCGGAACCAGAGCAAAGAAUCUGGCUAAGAGCCCCUUGUGGGGGCAGGUGGGUUCUGGUGCCAAAACUGGAGCUAAACUGAUGGCAGAUGGUUCAGUGAAGGUUGGAGCUGGGAUCAGUGCUGGUGCAAAGAAGAUGGCACAGAAUCCCGUUUGGGGGAAGAUGGGUUCUGGAGUCAAAUCAAGGGCCAAAAUGGUGAAAGAGAGCUCAGUCUGGGGAAAAAUGGGAGAUGCUGCCAAACAGGUGCCGAAGACUGUCAUCAUUGGUGCAAUCCUGGGUCUGGUUCUUGGUGUGAUUUUGGCCGGCGUGAUAGGUGGGGCUGUCGGGACAGCUGCUGGAUCUGGAGUUAGUGAGGUGGUCCGGCGCAAAUUCAGCAAGGAAAAUGCAUCAGAUGGAACCAGAAACAGUCAGACGCCAGUGAGCAGCAGCAUCGGUGGCACGCAACUCAAGAAAACAAAAUAAAAGACUGGAAUGGACUAUUCAUGCUAAAUUUACAGCAGUGGAAAAUUAUCCAUUGGGAUCAUCAUCUUAUGAAUAACUGCUUCAUCGAUGAUUUUUCUGGCAUCUAUGCUUUGUCUUAUUUUAUUUCGGUUCAGCUUUGUCCCAAUAUUUGUACAUAGUGAAAUCUGUGCAUGUUGGUAAUUAAAGUAGAUUGAUAUUCAGGUUUUUGUGUAUAUA